Molecule: messenger RNA, 762 nt
Organism: Drosophila hydei
Lineage: Eukaryota; Metazoa; Arthropoda; Insecta; Diptera; Drosophilidae
Product: zinc metalloproteinase nas-7
Exons: 1
Coding region: 1-762 (253 amino acids)
Biological process (GO): proteolysis
Molecular function (GO): metalloendopeptidase activity; zinc ion binding
Source: RefSeq, a predicted model, not a curated record
AUGUUGCAGUUUCUGUUGCUUGGCCUGUUGGCCGUGGUCGGGGCCCAGGACUCGGAGUAUUUCGAGAACUACUACAACGAGAUUGAUGUGGACGAUGAGCUGGCAGAGAUCAAGACGCGCAACGCUAUGCAAUCGCCGCUGCAAUUGUGGCCCAGCACAAGGAUCUACUAUCGCAUAGCCAGCGACUGUAGUCCGGAGGAGGUGGCCAAUGUGCACACGGCCCUCGCCACGUUCAACGAGCAGACCUGCCUGCAGUUUGAGGAGCUGUCAGGGCCGGCUGCAGCUGGCGCUCGCUAUGUCUACUAUAAGAAAUCGGACAAGCUGUGCGGCACUCGCAUUGGCUACAAUCCCAUACCGAUCCUGGGCUCCGGCUCACACGAUGUCCAGCUCUCGCCGAAGUGCCUGUCCUCGCCGGGCAUUAUACAGCAUGAGACACUGCAUUUGCUGGGGCUCUACCACGAGCAGAGUCGACCCGAUCGCGACGAUCACGUUGUUAUCGAUUACGAUAACAUUCCGCGCAAGUAUUGGCCACAGUUCAUGGCCACCUCGACGGCCACUACGACCACAUACGAUGUGCCCUAUGACUUCGAUAGCGUCAUGCACUAUCCGAAAAAUGCCUUUGCCAAGGAUCCCACUCAGCCCACAAUACGCGCCCUGGUCGACGGCUCAGCUGUGGAGCGGGAUAUGGGACAGACGAUGGGCCCAACCGAGGGUGACUUAUUCAAAAUACGCAAGAUGUACAAGUGCGAUCAGGCCUUAUAA